GAGUAUCUGGGAAAUCUCUUCUGUUGCUAAGAAAAGAUUUUUAAGUUCCCUUUUGAGUAUCAAUGGUCUCAACUUCAAUGGUAGUAAAUCCUUUUUCUAGGAAAUGGCACAUGUCUGUGACCACUCCCAUAUAAAUGCAUGUAUAAAAAGAGCAAGUAAAGCUCAUUGCCAUCACUGAAGACACCUCAUCUCAAAGGAAUCUCACCAUCACACAAAAAGAGGUUUCCAUUUCACUCCAGAAUGAAAAUCUAUAAAUAUGAAGUGAUUGUAAUCACUGAAAACAUAAACCAUGACAACACUUUCAAUAACAUCUACAUCAGGCUGAUUGGAACAGGUGGACAGAUAGACACACACUCCUCCCUCCGCAACAAUAAAGAGUGGGCACCCUUCAACAAGAAAAACAAGAAGACAGGGUCAAAGGUGUCUAUCUGCUCUGUGACCUCUUCUACUUCCCUUGGCAAGCUGCUCAUGAUAGAGCUACACAAACAGCAUGACCCUUCAUUAUCUGAAGACUCCUGGUUCCUUGCCAGGGUGCAAGUCAACUCUCCAGAGGGAGACACGUACAACUUUCCUGUCUACCACUGGAUUGAUGACAGAAAGGUUUACCUCAGAGAGGCAACUGCUCUAAAAGACUCUGAUGACACUCAUCAUCUUAGCAGGAAGAGUAGGGAGAAGGAGCUAAACCAGAGAAAGGAGCACUAUCGCUGGGAUGUAUAUUUAGAAGGAAUACCCCACUGUGUAAAAGCACAUAGCCCUCUUUGUCUGCCCUGUGAGGUCCGUUUCUCCUUCACCAAGUGUAUACAGAUGGGAUUCAAUGCAGUCACAGGGAUAAUAUGGCUGAAACUGGAAGGACUGUCUAACCGCAAGGACAACUGGACUAGUAUGAAUCAAAUUGACCGAGUGUUCCACUCCAGGCGGACGGAUAUAUCAGAUCGUGUUCAACAGCUUUGGAGGAACGACGCCUUUUUUGGCUACCAGUUCCUAAACGGUGUCAACCCCAUGAUGAUCCAGCGUUGUACAGUCCUGCCUGAGAACUUCCCUGUCACUGAUGACAUGGUUUUCCCCACUGGUCGGUGGACAUUAGAGGAUGAAAUGCAGAAAGGAAACAUAUUCCUGUGUGACUACAAGCUUUUGGAUGGAGUGAAGACAAACGUCAUCCAUGACAAGAAGCAGUACCUGGCAGCUCCCCUCGUCUUGCUCCACAGAACUGCUGAUGAUGAGCUGAUGCCCAUUGCUAUUCAGCUGAAGCAGAAGCCAGCAGAAGACAAUCCCAUCUUCUUGCCUACUGACUCUGAGUAUGACUGGUUGACAGCCAAGAUUUUUGUGAGAAGCGCAGACUUCAACAUGCAUCAACUCAACAUGCACCUGCUGCGCACUCACCUGCUGGCUGAAGUUUUUGCAGUGUCACUGCUGCGCAAUGUGCCCAAAGUACAUCCACUGUACAAGCUCCUCAUUCCUCACACUCGUUACACUCUCCACAUCAACAUCUUAGCCCGACAACAACUGAUAUCUCAUGAUGGAGCUUUCACAGAGUUUGCAGCUUCUGGUGGAGAGGGUAUGAUCACAAUCAUGAAGAGAGCACUGUCCUCACUGACCUACAGCUCCCUCUGCAUACCAGAUGACAUCGCUGAGCGUGGACUGGACUCUGUACCAAACUUCUACUACAGAGAUGAUGGACUCAGGCUGUGGGAUAUCAUCCACAGGUUUGUGCAGGGACUGCUCCAACACUACUACAAGAGUGAUGCUGAGGUCCAGGAAGACUCUGAACUGCAGAGCUGGAUUGAGAACAUUUUUGAACAUGGAUUCCUUCUCCAAGACAGCACAGGUAUUCCCUCCAGUGUCUGCACUGUUUCUGAGUUGGUCAAGUUUGUCACCAUGGUGAUUUUCACCUGCUCAUGCCAACACUCCGCUGUCAACUCUGGACAGUAUGACUACGGUGGUUGGAUGCCCAACACUCCCGUCUCCCUUCAAAAGCCUCCACCUACCACAAAAGGGACAACGAGUGAGGAGACCAUGCUGCAGACGUUCCCCAACAUCAGCACAACAGCUCAUGGCAUGGCCACCAUGUGGCUCCUCAGCAGGCAGUCCACUGACUUUGUCCCUCUUGGCCAUUACCCAGAGAAGUAUUUCACUGAGGAGAUUCCCUGCAAGUGGAUUCAUGCUUUUCAAGAAGACCUGGAACGUUUAAGUGAAGAUAUCAAAGCCAGAAACAAGAAGCUGGACAUCCCAUACACAUACCUGGACCCGGAAGUGGUGGAAAAUAGUGUGGCCCUUUGAAUAUCAGAGGGUGUGACCUCUGGAUUAGCUGUUUGUCAAAUUCAACCUCACAUUAACAAUUAAGGAGGCAUGAAAAAAAAUAAAUCUUUUUAAGCGUCUUACAAGUAAUUAAACUUAAUACUAUAUACUUAUGAGUUUCAUUUUACCAUUUUUCUUAUUCUUUUCAAUGUCAACACAAGAAUCAAUAAUUCAUGUAUUUUUUAGACAAACCUCUAUGAAUAUUUUGUAGCUGCAUGUAACCAAUACAAAUAGCAUGAUCUGUAUAUGAGCCUGUCUGUUCUGAGUUGUAGAAAACUAGAAAAAAAACAAAAACAAAAAAAACAGUGGUUUGUGCAUUUGGUGAUUUAAUGUUUUUGUAUUUACCUUUCUUACAAGUUGUGUUCACUGUUUAAUUUCAAUUUAACUUUUUCAAUAUCUACAACAAAAAUCUUAUUAAAA
This is a messenger RNA of Thunnus maccoyii (southern bluefin tuna), 2715 nucleotides long. RefSeq names its product hydroperoxide isomerase ALOXE3-like. The transcript has 15 exons. The record is from RefSeq and is a predicted model, not a curated record. Gene Ontology annotation, molecular function: iron ion binding; oxidoreductase activity, acting on single donors with incorporation of molecular oxygen, incorporation of two atoms of oxygen; protein binding. Gene Ontology annotation, biological process: linoleic acid metabolic process; lipid oxidation. Bases 241 to 2277 code for a protein of 678 amino acids. Lineage: Eukaryota; Metazoa; Chordata; Actinopteri; Scombriformes; Scombridae.